Rhineura floridana is the source of this 7086-nucleotide messenger RNA. RefSeq names its product dedicator of cytokinesis 2 (gene DOCK2). Gene Ontology annotation, cellular component: plasma membrane; cytoplasm. Gene Ontology annotation, molecular function: small GTPase binding; guanyl-nucleotide exchange factor activity. The transcript has 52 exons. The coding region runs from base 191 to 5695 and encodes 1834 amino acids. The record is from RefSeq and is a predicted model, not a curated record. Gene Ontology annotation, biological process: cell migration; small GTPase-mediated signal transduction. NCBI's taxonomy places the organism in Eukaryota, Metazoa, Chordata, Lepidosauria, Squamata, Rhineuridae.
GGAGAGUGCAUAGAAAAAGAGGAAGGAAGCUGAGGGACUUUGUGAAGAACCAAGCCCCCUGCUGCAACUGCAGCAGCCAAACUUGCCUUGUGAUUCAUUUGUCUGUAAGUGAACAUUGCUGGGAUUUUAUCCAGAACCAAACAGCCAUCCUACUGACUCAAAGCUACCCAGCCUGCUGGACUUGUUGGCUAUGACUCCUUGGCAGAAAAGCGAUAAGAAGAUUGGAGUGGCAAUAUACAAUUUCAGAGCUGCAAGAGUGCCACAGUUAUCUCUUCAUAUUGGUGAUGUAGUCCAUAUACUGGAAGACUGUGAAGGUUGGUACAAGGGAUACCGUGUAAGACAUAAAGGAAUAGAGGGAAUAUUUCCAAAAUCUUUUAUCCAUAUCAAAGAAAUAGCUGUUGAAAAGAAAAGGAAUGCAGAAAAUGUAAUACCUGCUGAGAUUCCUUUGGUGCAAGAGGUUACGUGUACACUUUGGGAAUGGGGCAACAUCUGGAAACAACUCUAUGUGGCAAACAAAAAGGACAGUUUUCGGCAAGUACAAUCUAUGAUGUGCGAGUUAAUGGAGUGGAGGUCGCAGCUACUCUCAGGAACAUUGCCCAAAGAUCAGCUCAAAGAACUGAAGCAAAAAGUCACUUCCAAAAUUGACUAUGGCAACAAGAUACUUGAGCUAGAUCUUAUAGUUAGAGAUGAAGAUGGGAAUAUCUUGGAUCCAGAUAAGACCGGUGUCAUCAGCCUCUUUCGUGCUCAUGCCGAAGCUACUAACAAAAUCACAGAACGAAUUAAAGAGGAGAUGUCAAAGGAUGAGUCUGAUUAUGGAAACUUCUCCAGAUACUCUUCAUCCCCCACUCACAGCCUUUAUGUCUUCGUGAGAAAUUUUGUUUGCAGAAUAGGAGAAGAUGCGGAACUUUUCAUGUCCCUCUAUGAUUCACAGAAGCAUACAAUUAUAAGUGAAAAUUACUUGGUGAGAUGGGGGAGCAAAGGUUUUGUCAAAGAAAUCGACAAUUUCAACAAUCUGAAAGUGGUUUUCACUGAUCUUGGAAACAAGGAUCUUGGAAGAGAAAAAAUUUAUUUGAUAUGCCAAAUUGUACGGGUUGGACGAAUGGAUCUUAGAGACACUAAUACGCGAAAAUACACCCAGGGCAUACGGCGGCCUUUUGGAGUGGCAGCUAUGGAUAUUACAGACAUCGUAAAAGGGAAAGCAGAAAGUGAUGAAGAGAAGCAACAUUUCAUUCCCUUCCACCCAGUGUCUGAGAAUGAGUUUUUGCAUAAUCUGUUAAGCAAGGUCACAGCAUUCAAAGGUGAUAGUGGUGGACAAGGACUAUGGGUAACUAUGAAAAUGCUUGUUGGAGACAUUACUCAGAUUAGAAAGGACUACCCUCAUCUUGUUGACAGAACAACAGUUGUUGCUAGGAAGCUUGGCUUUCCUGAAAUAAUCAUGCCUGGUGAUGUAAGAAAUGACAUCUAUAUUACCUUGCUCUAUGGAGAUUUGGAUAAGUAUAAUAAAACUACUCAAAGGAAUGUAGAAGCCAACAUGUGUGUCUGUGAUGAAGAUGGAAAAGUAAUACCAAAUGCAAUUUGUUUAGGAGCUGGAGACAAGCCUGUGAGUGAAUACAAAUCAGUAGUGUACUACCAAGUCAAACAGCCCCGCUGGAUGGAGACAUUAAAGGUAGCGUUACCCAUUGAGGACAUGCAAAGGAUUCACUUGCGCUUUAUGUUUAGACAUCGGUCAUCUCAGGAGUCUAAAGACAAAGGAGAAAAGAACUUUGCAACGUCUUAUGUAAAGUUAAUGAAGGAGGAUGGGACAACUCUGCUUGAUGGCUUUCACGAGCUGGCAGUCCUAAAGGGUGAUAGUAAGAAAAUGGAAGAUGCCAGUGCUUACUUGAGUCUCCCUUCUUCACGUCAUCAUGUGGACUUUAAAGGCUCAACCUUAAGUCGGAGUUCAAGCAGUGUUGGAGGCCUCUCAGUUAGCUCAAGAGAUUCCUUUGCUAUUUCAACACUUAUUUGUUCAACCAAACUAACUCAAAAUGUGGGUUUACUGGGCCUUUUGAAGUGGCGUAUGAAGCCAGAGCUCUUGCAGGAAAACUUAGAAAAACUGAAGAUUGUGGAUGGGGAAGAAAUUGUGAAGUUUCUCCAAGAUACUUUAGAUGCCCUGUUUAAUAUCAUGAUGGAACAUUCUCAUAGUGAUGCAUAUGACAUUCUUGUCUUCGACGCAUUGAUAUAUAUAAUAGGACUCAUUGCAGAUAGGAAAUUUCAGCAUUUCAAUACUGUACUUGAGGCUUAUAUACAGCAACACUUCAGCGCAACUUUAGCCUACAAGAAAUUAAUGACAGUUUUGAAGACUUACUUGGAUACUUCCAGCAGAGGAGAACAGUGUGAACCUAUACUAAGAACCCUGAAAGCUCUGGAAUAUGUGUUCAAGUUCAUAGUUCGUUCAAGGACUUUGUUUUCACAGCUAUAUGAAGGCAAAGAACUGACAGAAUUUGAAGAAACAAUGAGAAGACUUUUUGAAUCAAUCAACAACCUGAUGAAAAGUCAACAUAAAGUAACAAUUUUAUUACAGGUAGCUGCAUUGAAGUAUAUUCCUUCUGUACUCCAAGAUGUAGAAACAGUGUUUGAUGUCAAGUUACUUAGCCAGCUCUUACAUGAAUUUUAUACUUGCAUUCCGCCAGAAAAGCUACAGAAGCAAAAAGUGCAAUCCAUGAGGGAAAUAGUUUGCAGCAACCUCUUUAAAAAACAAGAAUGUAGAGACAUUCUACUCCCUGUCAUUACCAAAGAACUGAAGGAAUUGCUGGAUCCAAGGAAUUACUGCAUCCAAGAAACACAAAUCCAAGAGAAGAAGUAUUGUGUUGAAUUACUCAACAGCAUCCUGGAGGUUCUCAGCUGUCAAGAUGCACAGUCAACUUAUCAGCACAUACAAGAAAUAAUGGUCCAGUUGCUGCGCACCAUUAACAGGACCGUCAUUAGAAUGGGAAGAGAUGACACUUUAAUUAGUCAUUUUGUGGCCUGCAUGACAGCAAUCUUGAAGCAAAUGAAUGACCAUCAUUAUGCUUCAUACAUUGAAACUUUUCAAACAAACUCAGAGCUAGUGGACUUUUUGAUGGAGACCUUCAUAAUGUUUAAAGAUCUUAUUGGAAAAAAUGUCUAUCCCUUGGACUGGAUGGCCAUGAGCAUGGUGCAGAACAGAGUAUUUCUGAGAGCCAUCAACAAAUUUUCUGAGACUAUGAACCAGAAGUUUUUGGAAAACAUGAACUUUGAAGAACAACUGUGGAACAACUAUUUUCAUCUUGCAGUGGCUUUUAUCACCCAGGAUUCCUUGCAGCUGGAACAAUUCUCCCAUGCAAAGUGCAUAAAGAUCCUGAAUAAGUAUGGAGACAUGAGACGCUUAAUUGGCUUUGCUAUUCGUGACAUGUGGUACAAACUUGGGCAGAAUAAAAUUUGCUUUAUUCCUGGAAUGGUUGGACCCAUCUUAGAAAUGACCCUUAUUCCUGAAGCUGAGCUGCGGAAAGCCACAAUCCCAAUAUUCUUUGAUAUGAUGCUGUGUGAAUAUAGAAACACAGGAGAAUUCAAAAAGUUUGAAAAUGAAAUCAUUUUAAAAUUGGACCAUGAAGUGGAAGGAGGCCGUGGAGAUGAGCAAUACCUGCAUUUGUUUGAAUCAAUACUCACUGUGUGUUCCUCAAGUUACCCUAAGAUUGCCAAGCCAGUUGAAACGUUUGUAAGCCUAGUAAAAGGCCUUUUGGAAAAACUGCUGGAUUACCGUGCUGUGAUGAAUGAUGAAAGCAAGGACAAUCGCAUGAGCUGUACUGUGAAUUUAUUGAAUUUCUACAAGGAGAUCAACCGUGAAGAGAUGUAUAUAAGGUACUUGUAUAAACUUCGGGAUCUUCAUUUAGACUGUGAGAACUACACUGAGGCUGCUUACACACUUCUGCUCCAUGCUUCGCUUCUGAAAUGGUCUGAUGAACAGUGCACUCCUCAAGUCAUGCAAACAGAAUUUCAGAGUUCACAAACGCAUCGGCACCUGAAAGAGCACUUGUAUGAGAUGAUAAUAGAAUACUUUGACAAGGGAAAGAUGUGGGAAGAAGCAAUAUCCUUGUGCAAAGAACUGGCAGAGCAAUAUGAAAUGGAAAUUUUUGAUUAUGAACUACUGAGCCAGAACUUGAAGCAGCAAGCAAAGUUCUAUGAAAAUAUUAUGAAAAUUCUGAGACCUAAACCAGAUUACUUUGCUGUUGGAUAUUAUGGCCAGGGAUUCCCCACAUUUCUAAGGAACAAAGUAUUCAUCUAUCGUGGCAAGGAGUAUGAGCGAAGAGAAGAUUUUCAAGCACAGUUGAUGAGCCAUUUUCCAAAUGCUGAAAAAAUGAAUACUACUGCACCCCCUGGAGAGAACAUAAAACACUCCAUGGGUCAAUACAUACAGUGCUUCACAGUUCAACCAGUUUUGGAAGAGCAUCCUCAGUUCAAAAAUAAGCCGGUCCCAGAUCAGAUUAUCAACUUUUAUAAGUCUAACUACGUGCAAAGAUUCCACUAUUCAAGACCAAUCAGAAAAGGGUCCGUUGACCCUGAAAAUGAAUUUGCUUCUAUGUGGAUUGAGAGAACAUCCUUUGUUACGGCUUACAAACUUCCUGGAAUCCUGCGUUGGUUUGAAGUUAUGUCUAUGUCGCAGAUGACCAUCAGCCCAUUGGAGAAUGCCAUUGAAACAAUGUCCAUGACCAACGAGAAGAUUUUGGCCAUGGUUAAUCAAUACCAAAAUGAUGAGAACCUUCCAAUUAACCCUCUGUCCAUGCUUCUGAAUGGAAUUGUUGAUCCAGCAGUUAUGGGAGGGUUUGCUAAAUAUGAAACGGCUUUCUUCACUGAUGGGUACAUCAGGGACCACUCUGAGGAUCAGGAGAAACUAAGCAGACUUAAAGACCUGAUUGCUUGGCAGAUUCCUUUUCUUGGAGCUGGAAUUAAAAUCCACGAGAAGAGGGUUUCAGAUAGCCUCCGUCCUUUCCAUGAGCGUAUGGAAGACUGUUUCAAGCACGUAAAGGCCAAAGUGGAGAAACAAUACGGAGUCAGAGAACUGCCGGAUUUUGAUGACAGUCGAGUUGGUCGGCCAACAUCUAUGCUGAGAUCAUAUCGUCAGAUGUCUAUUAUCUCAUUGACCUCCAUGAAUUCGGACUGUGGUACACCAAACAAGAUUGCUGCACAAAGCUUUGAACUGGAAGUCUUGUCUCCAAAGGCAACAAAGUCAGUGUCAGAUGAGAAUGUACGCAUGAUAAGCACCCAGCCUGAAGUUAAGCUGAGAAGGUGCAGGAAGAGAGCAAAGAGAAGCAGUGUGGUAUUUGCAGAUGAAAAAGCAUCACCUGAACUUCUUGACAUGAAAUGCCUGUCAAGAAAAUAUGAAUUUAUGAGUGACACGAAUCUUUCUGAACAUCUGGAUGUACCUCAGAAAACAUCUGUUCUCAAGCAAAUGAGCUUUGCCAGCCGUUCUAUGCCAACCAUGCCAGGGCUUACUAUGUCAGUAUGCUGCCCAGCACCUGAUGAACCAAGUGCAUCCCAGAGGAUGAGCCAGGCAAGCAUCCCUCCCAUCUUGGAAGCAGACAGGAAAACCCUAAAAAAGAAGAAAGUAAACCAGCUCUUCAAAACAAUAUACAGGCCCAAGCAACUUGAAGAUGGGAGGCAUGCCAGUGAGCGACAAUCCGAUUUAUUCAUGGACGAGUGAAUAAAUUCCCUCAUUUAGAAGAGAAGAAAUUUCCCAGCAAAUGAAAAAAACAAGAUUCUAAACUGGAGAGGGACACUGGCAUAACAGAAGUUUUAUAACAUAUAUAAAUCACUUGCAUACUUUGUACAUCUGUUGUUUAAUCAAAGCAUAAUAUAUUUGCUUUUAUAUUCCUAAUAAUCUAAGGUGUCAUAUACGAUUAAAAAAUCAAGACUUCUUAGUUAUCUGCAGGCCAGUUCACAGGCUCAGUCUUCUAGGAAGGCAGUGGGUCAUUGGAGCAAGUAUGCACCUGGUAUUGUGCAUAGAAGAUAAUAUCCAUUUGCAUUUUAUUUGCACAUUAUAUAAAGUGUAUGGUGCUGGCUUCUGUACUCCACUGCAAGUAUAGGAUGCCUAAAAGACAGACCUUGUAAACUGGGUCUUAGUUAGCUCAUUAUACUUAUAAAUGUCCAGUGAAGUUUAAAGAUUGACUGAAAACAUGUUUUUAUUAUAGCAUAGGCUCUGCUGAAAUCCAUGACAGCAGUCCAAGGUCAUAGGUUGCAUUGACAUAUAUUUGCAUUCCCUCCCACCCCAACAAUAAUAGCUCUUUUGUAUUUGAAUUCCAUCCGCCACUGCCCAAGUGUAUGUGUUUAAAUGAGCCUCUUAUCCUCUUUUUCUCCAGGAGCUACAUUCUAUAUACUUCCUAUAAUUUAGCAACCAAAUGUUUAAAUGUGUGCCCCAUUUGCUUUGAAUCAUCCUUCAUGGAAUUCCUCUGAAUUCCUCAGUAUACUGCAAAUUCAUCUUGUCUUACUGACAACAGAAGUAAUGCUCCAAUUACUGUAUUGCUACUGUACCAAUAUACAGGCAUACCCUGCUUUAACGUACGCAAUGGGACCGGAGCGUGUAUGUAAAAUGAAAAUAUACUUAAAGUGAAGCAAUCAUCUAUGCAUGUACUGCACUGCAACCGCCACUAGAUGGCAGCGGCGCCAUGCCAUUAAGUGUCCGUAAUUGCGAAGCACACGUACGUUAAGCGGAGUAUGGUGGCGUAUGGAGCAUGUACGUUAUAGCGAGGCGACGUUAAGUGAAGCAACGUUAAGCGGGGUAUGCCGGUAAUUGAUUUUCUUGCCUUUCUAACAUACGUAUGAGACACCUUUUUGUACAAGACAAGUGCAGAUACAUCAUUUUUGUACUAUUAUUUCAUAACUUGCCCCUUUAUUUUAAAGAAGUCAAGAAAUGUAUAAUCUUGAUUUGGGACUUCUAUGACAUGUCAACAUUUUCAUUUACUGAUGUAAUUCCUGGUUGCUGUGUGCAACUGUGCUAAUUUAAUAAACUAUGCCCAACUAAGGUAAAGUUUUAAGUUGCUUGCUAUAAGAUGAAAAUUUAAACUUCAGUUUAUAUUCCCCAGCAGUAUGGAUGAC